AUGGAGGGAGAGAAAGCAGGUCAGCCUGAGCUGAAAAAACAGAGCUGUUUGACUGGGCGGGUGGUCAGCCUCUUCCUGGCUCAGAGCUACUCUGCGGCACCAGGGAAUUAUGGGUAGGCACUAGGCUACGAGUAUAAGCCAGCCUCUCUAUGCUAUGGUCCAAUCAGGAUCAGAUUUGGUUUCCAUAGGAGAAAAAGGCGACGUCAGUGUCACUUGAUUGCAACAUGUGAAUCAGGGAAACAGAGUGCUUUGAAACUAGAGGUUGUUAAAGGUAGUUUGGAGUGGGGGCAGUUCUGAUAGUUGUAGUCAAUAGGGGCAGCACUAUUUAAAUAUGGAAUAAUUCAAUGCUAAGAUUUUUUUUGUUUUGGAAUAAGUUUAAUCGUUUUUGGACUGUACGAUUUCCAGAUCUUUCGGUAUGCAAAAAUGUUUUCCGAAACAACAUUAAUUCAAAUUUCUUUCAAACACUCACUCUAUUUAUAAGGUCAUGUAAAUGCAUUGUUCUUUGUGUAACUUGAACCUCUGCUACCCCAGUAGACAGCCCUAGCCAUUGAGAUUUAAUUCUGUGAAACUAUUAGCCUCAUCAUCAUGUCUCUCUCUCUCUCUCCACUAGGGGGUGUAAUAGCGUACAUCAGCUCCUCCAGCCCCGAGUCAUGUCAUAGUGACUCAAAUGACUGCAGCUACAACUCCUCCCACAGCUGUCGCCAGGGCAAUGUGGUGAACACGUCCCUAACCAUGGCAGGUCUCACCCUCCCGCUGGCCCACACUAUUGCGAAGACUGGACGCUCGGCCUCCACUGCAAAAUGCGACAUUACUAGUGAGUGGUUUCUCUGCUGUGCAAUAACUUGAAUGUCUAUUCAGUUACUAUUUGCUUGCAGUAAUUGUCCCUUGGCUUUGGGGAUGAAUACAGUCUAUUGAAUUUACUUGAAAGAGGUAUUUCCUCAGUUGGUGCUGAUGAGAUGUUUUUUCAGAAAUCAAUGGCUUGGUGCUGCUGUGUAAGGUGUGUGGAGACAUUGCAUCUGGAUUCCACUAUGGGGUACAUGCCUGUGAGGGCUGCAAGGUGAGAACACACACCUAAUCAAUGUUGCAUCAUGUUGUGCCUCAAUAUCAUAGUUACGGUGAGAGAGGGCUUGGUGACAUAAUGGUAUGGUAUCCUAACAAGUAACAGUCUCCCUGCAACCUCCCUCUAGAGGAUCUAAAUUAGAUGAUUUUUCUAACCUCUCUGGAUUACAACCAAAGUGGACUAUAUUACAUAUUGGAACACUAAAACAUACAGAUUUUACAUUACCGUGUAGUUUACCAAUAAAAUGGUCUGAAGGUGAAGUGGACACACUCAGUAUUCAUAUCUCGAAAUAAAAAAAAUUCUCACUACAAUACAUUUUAAUAGAAAGUUAGCAAAAAUAGAUAUCUUGCUACCAUGGAAAGGAAAAUACCUGUCUAUUUGUGGAAAAAUCACCCUUAUUAACUCUUUAGUCAUAUCCCAGUUUACCUACAGUGGGGAAAAAAAGUAUUUAGUCAGCCACCAAUUGUGCAAGUUCUCCCACUUAAAAAGAUGAGAGAGGCCUGUAAUUUUCAUCAUAGGUACACGUCAACUAUGACAGACAAAUUGAGAAUUUUUUUCUCCAGAAAAUAACAUUGUAGGAUUUUUAAUGAAUUAAUUUGCAAAUUAUGGUGGAAAAUAAGUAUUUGGUCAAUAACAAAAGUUUCUCAAUACUUUGUUAUAUACCCUUUGUUGGCAAUGACACAGGUCAAACGUUUUCUGUAAGUCUUCACAAGGUUUUCACACACUGUUGCUGGUAUUUUGGCCCAUUCCCCCAUGCAGAUCUCCUCUAGAGCAGUGAUGUUUUGGGGCUGUCGCUGGGCAACACGGACUUUCAACUCCCUCCAAAGAUUUUCUAUGGGGUUGAGAUCUGGAGACUGGCUAGGCCACUCCAGGACCUUGAAAUGCUUCUUACGAAGCCACUCCUUCGUUGCCUGGGCGGUGUGUUAGGGAUAAUUGUCAUGCUGAAAGACCCAGCCAUGUUUCAUCUUCAAUGCCCUUGCUGAUGGAAGGAGGUUUUCACUCAAAAUCUCACGAUACAUGUCCCAAUUCAUUCUUUCCUUUACACGGAUCAGUCGUCCUGGUCCCUUUGCAGAAAAACAGCCCCAAAGCAUGAUGUUUCCACCCCCAUGCUUCACAGUAGGUAUGGUGUUCUUUGGAUGCAACUCAGCAUUCUUUGUCCUCCAAACACGACGAGUUGAGUUUUUACCAAAAAGUUCUAUUUUGGUUUCAUCUGACCAUAUGACAUUCUCCCAAUCCUCUUCUGGAUCAUCCAAAUGCACUCUAGCAAACUUCAGACGGGCCUGGACAUGUACUGGUUUAAGCAGGGGGACAUGUCUGGCACUGCAGGAUUUGAGUCCCUGGCGGCGUAGUGUGUUACUGAUGGUAGGCUUUGUUACUUUGGUCCCAGCUCUCUGCAGGUCAUUCACUAGGUCCCCCCCGUGUGGUUCUGGGAUUUUUGCUCACCGUUCUUGUGAUCAUUUUGACCCCAUGGGGUGAGAUCUUGCGUGGAGCCCCAGAUCGAGGGAGAUUAUCAGUGGUCUUGUAUGUCUUCCAUUUCCUAAUAAUUGCUCCCACAGUUGAUUUCUUCAAACCAAGCUGCUUACCUAUUACAGAUUGUCUUCCCAGCCUGGUGCAGGUCUACAAUUUUGUUUCUGGUGUCCUUUGACAGCUCUUUGGUCUUGGCCAUAGUGGAGUUUGGAGUGUGACUGUUUGAGAUUGUGGACAGGUGUCUUUUAUACUGAUAACAAGUUCAAACAGGUGCCAUUAAUACAGGUAACGAGUGGAGGACAGAGGAGCCUGUUAAAGAAGAUGUUACAGGUCUGUGAGAGCCAGACAUCUUGCUUGUUUGUAGGUGACCAAAUACUUAUUUUCCACCAUCAUUUGCAAAUAAAUUCAUUAAAAAUCCUACAAUGUGAUUUUCUGGAUUUUUUUCCUCAAUUUGUCUGUCAUAGUUGACGUGUACCUAUGAUGAAAAUUACAGGCCUCUCUCAUCUUUUUAAGUGGGAGAACUUGCACAAUUGGUGGCUGACUAAAUACUUUUUUCCCCCACUGUAUGGGGGAUUGGAAAUGAUGCAGACCAUUACAUUGAUGGAAGCCACAACCUAUCUGCAAUAUAAAAAAAAAAAAACUCCUCUUCAACCUCUAAAACCGAGAGGCGUCAUGCACUCUGUUGUAGGGGGUUCAUUUUUUUAAUGGCCAAAUUUGAUAUCAAAUAAUGUAUUAUUCAUAGAAAUAAAUAAAUAUAUUCUAGAUUUUCAGCAUACAAAUGGACAAAGUGCAAAAUCCCCCCAACACGGAUAUAACUCUAGACUCUAAACUCUGACUCACCAGUGUGUCUGUCUGUGUGUCUCUAGGGUUUCUUCCGUCGGAGCAUCCAGCAGAACAUCCAGUAUAAGAAGUGCCUGAAGAACGAGAGCUGUGCCAUCAUGAGGAUCAACAGGAACCGCUGCCAGCAGUGUCGCUUCAAGAAGUGUCUGCUGGUCGGCAUGUCCAAGGAUUGUACGUUUCUAUUACCUUCUUUAACUACAUCCCCUCUCCAGUCACAAUAAUACAUGGUAUAUUACCGUUAUCGUGGGUUGUCAUGGGUUAGAUAAAUAUGUGAUUGAGAAAGAAGUAGAUGAAGAAAGAAGUCGGUUUGUUAGAUUUCAAACAAGGAUUUACAGUAUUUGAUAAUCUGUAGACAAGCAUAUAUUUUGGCAAAGACCAUUUCUAAAUGUUGUCUCCUCCCUAGCUGUGCGUUUUGGUCGCAUCCCAAAGCGUGAGAAGCAGCGCAUGCUACUAGAGAUGCAGAGUGCCAUGAACAACAUGAUGAAUAACAGCCAGCUACACGGCAACACACCCCUCCCCCUGGCAAAUCAGCUUCAGGUGCCAGCCUGCCCCAUGGAGCCCCGCCCCCAAUAUGUUGACUCUGGCCUAGGCUCCGCCUCUUCCGCCUCUUCCUCCUCCACCUCUCCCGCCGCUUCCCCCGGGUCCAACCAAUCUGAGGAGACCAGCUCUGACCGCGAGCCUGCGGUCGCCAUGAAUACAAAUCCCAGCCCUAACUCAGUGUCUCCGUCGAGUGCUUCAGACUGCGUGUCAGAGGAUGUGAUUGGCUCGGUGACCCGGGCCCACCAGGAGACCUUUAUGUACAACCAGGAGCAAGGUAGCCCCUCCCCCCAGUCCCAGGCCGACACCCAGCUAACCUCCCCAGGGGCGGAGCAACAUGUCAGUGACACUGGAAAGAGGAUGGAGGAGAGGAACCAGAACCAGCAGGAGGCCUGGAACCAGCAGAACCAGAACCAAAAUGACCUGGUCCCUCUCACAGCCACUCAGGCCCAUUACCAGGCUCAGGAGAGGCCCACCAACACUGGGCCUCAGGGCCCUGACAGCUACCAUCGCCAUGAGGACCACACUACCACCCCCAGCCAGAACCACUGCCCCUACAGCAGAGACAGACUGCCCACCAGCUCCCCUAGUGGCCACUGCCCAGCCUACGCCCACAAUGGCCUGAGAGGAGGCAACAACAGCACUAGCCAGGCCACCUCCAACUCCCAUGGAGGAUUCAGUGGACCACUGUGGAGCGGGGGCAACAGGAUGCAUCUGGUGAGUCCAAGAUAGACAGAUGGAGAAGGAGGGUAUGAUAUAUUAUAGUUAAUAUAAUAUUUAUGUUGUCUAUCAUAGAAUCUAAUGAUCAACUACAUUUAUAUAACACUUUAUUCUCAAAGCACUUGAGAAAGCAGUUUGAUGCAUUUGGCAGAUCGUCAAUGUAAACUAUAAAUAAUUGAAGUCCAAGAUUCGAUCCCUGUGGAACACCACACUUGAUCUAUAGAGGGGGUGUGUUCACACCUUUUAGAUUGUGUUAACGUAACACAUUUAUUUGGGGGAACUCGCCUUGUCCACCAUUUUUAAUAAGUAUGUGACUGAUAUGUUGCGUGUGCUUCCUUCUAACCCAAGUCCAUCUCCUCUCUCUCCGUCCUCAGCUGUGUCCCAUGAACACGUCUCCCCAUGUGAACCCCCAUAAGUCAGGCCAUGGGAUCUGGGAGGAGUUCAGCCACAGUUUCACCCCGGCCGUCAGGGAGGUGGUGGAGUUUGCCAAGCGGAUCCCAGGCUUCAGAGACCUCUCCCAACACGACCAGGUCAACCUGCUCAAGGCUGGUACCUUUGAGGUAAAGACCACUCUCAGAACACUCACUCGUAUUGUGUUCUCUUCUCUACCCCUUAUCCAUUGUCUCACGUGAAUGAAAACAGUAGAAAAAAACAAACCGAUAAGGCUAUCUUCGAAAUGCAGUUGAUCCACCCAGACUUAACUAGUGUCUGCUGUCACUUCACCAGGUGCUAGUGGUGCGCUUUGCGUCCCUGUUUGACGUGAAAGACAGCACAGUGACGUUCCUGGGUGGUAACAAGUACAGUGUGGAGACGUUACGAGCCAUGGGCGCCGGCGACUUCCUGACCUCCAUGAUGGACUUCAGCGACAAGCUGAUGGGGCUCGGCCUCAGUGAGGAGGAGAUGAGCCUGUUCACCGCCGUCGUCCUCAUCUCUGCCGGUAGGCUCACGCCCUGUGACCUUGUGACCCCAAUCACGGGAUUCGCACUUCCUGUCCCUUGCCUGUGACCUUGUGACCCCAAUCACGGGAUUCGCACUUCCUGUCCCUUUAUAUAGACUUUCUUAUAGUUCCUAUAGAAACCGACUUAAUACUGUGAGUUGUUAUGGUACUGUAUGGCUUCUUACCAAGAGAGUAGUGUAGCUAUCUAUGUUUUUUGUGUUUGAAAGCAUGCAUUGUAUUAUAGUGAGUGUUUCCUUCCUCAUUAACAUAUUCUAUCCAUAUCAGUUGAUCGAGCUUCCUGUCAUAGAGACAUACCGGAUGCAUGGUGAUCAGAGAAAAGUAUAGGAACCAAGUCUAAUAACGUUCUACUGUGGUUUUUGUGUUCUAGAUCGCUCAGGGAUUGAGAACGUGAACUCUGUGGAGGCUCUUCAGGAGACUCUGAUCCGGCACCUGAGGGGCCUCAUCACUAAGAACCACCCCAAC
Coregonus sp. 'balchen' is the source of this 6044-nucleotide messenger RNA. NCBI's taxonomy places the organism in Eukaryota, Metazoa, Chordata, Actinopteri, Salmoniformes, Salmonidae. The record is from the annotation of a GenBank genome assembly.